Messenger RNA from Pistacia vera, 2237 nucleotides. Its product is annotated as probable methyltransferase PMT3. Gene Ontology annotation, cellular component: cytoplasm; trans-Golgi network; endosome. Gene Ontology annotation, molecular function: methyltransferase activity. The transcript has 8 exons. The record is from RefSeq and is a predicted model, not a curated record. NCBI's taxonomy places the organism in Eukaryota, Viridiplantae, Streptophyta, Magnoliopsida, Sapindales, Anacardiaceae. The coding region runs from base 369 to 2237 and encodes 622 amino acids.
CAAGUGUCUCUCCUUUCCACGCCCAUAAUUACUAAAAGCGUAGCCUAACUCCGAGAUCUACUAAUUCCUCUUCUGUGUCUCUUCCUAUAAACAUUAAACAACAACACGCUAUCUCACUUAGAUCUCACGUUCCCAGUUCCUUAUUCCACUGUAACCCAGUUGACCAGUGUAUCUCUUGUGGCCCAAACUGACAAAGUUUAAAGAAUUUGUACUACCUUUUUUUCUUGAUAUCAACGGCCUUGGGUGGUAGAGGGUUGGAUAGUGUUUGACCCUCAAGAUAUUUGUAUGAUGAGAUCCGCAUUCUGAUCUCUUAGUUCUUUGACAGAAGUUGAAGACAUUACUUUGACCAUUUCAAAUCUAAAUACAAGAUGAGGGGAAGAUCUGAUGGAAGCCAAAAGAAGCGUUUGAUUACCUCUGUGAUUGGUGUCGCAGUCUUUCUUGGUUUUUUGUAUGCAUAUUAUGGAUCCAUUUUUGGCUCUUCAAACCAUGCUGCAUCGGCUUUAGAAUAUGGGAAAUCUUUGAGAAAACUAGGGUCUUCUUACUUGGGUGGGGAUGAGGAUACUGAUGGAAAGCAAGACGAAUCUUCAAAAUUUGGACUAGAAGAUGGAGAUGAUGAUGUUUUACCCAAGAGUUUCCCUGUUUGUGAUGAUCGGCAUUCAGAACUAAUUCCCUGCUUAGACAGGAAUCUCAUAUAUCAAAUGAGAUUAAAGCUGGACUUGUCAUUGAUGGAGCACUAUGAACGUCAUUGCCCACCUCCUGAGAGGCGAUACAACUGCUUGAUUCCUCCUCCACCUGGAUACAAGAUCCCAGUUAAGUGGCCCAAAAGCAGAGAUGAAGUAUGGAAAGCAAACAUUCCUCAUACUCACCUUGCACAUGAGAAGUCUGAUCAGAAUUGGAUGGUUGUAAAAGGUGAAAAGAUUAAAUUCCCUGGGGGAGGCACUCAUUUCCACUAUGGAGCUGAUAAGUAUAUUGCUUCAAUUGCAAAUAUGCUCAACUUUACAAACAACAAAAUAAACAAUGGGGGAAAAUUACGAACAGUUCUUGAUGUUGGAUGUGGUGUUGCAAGUUUUGGAGCUUAUCUUCUUUCAUCUGAUGUCAUAGCAAUGUCCUUAGCGCCCAAUGAUGUGCAUCAAAACCAAAUCCAGUUUGCCCUAGAGAGGGGCAUUCCUGCAUAUCUUGGAGUUCUAGGAACUAAGAGGCUUCCUUACCCAAGCAGAUCUUUUGAACUUGCUCACUGUUCUCGUUGUAGGAUUGACUGGCUUCAAAGGGAUGGAAUUCUUCUUCUUGAGCUAGAUAGGUUGCUCAGACCAGGAGGCUAUUUUGCCUACUCAUCUCCUGAAGCUUAUGCACAGGAUGAAGAGGAUCGCAGGAUAUGGAAAGAGAUGAGUGCCCUUGUGGAACGCAUGUGUUGGAGAAUAGCUGCAAAGAGGAAUCAAACUGUUAUUUGGCAAAAACCUCUAACAAAUGACUGCUAUAUGGAUAGAGCUCCUGGUACAAAUCCCCCUCUCUGUCGCUCUGAUGAUGAUCCAGAUGCAGUAUGGGGCGUGCCAAUGGAAGCUUGCAUCACACCGUACUCUGACCAUGACCAGAAGGCUAAAGGGAGUGGAUUGGCUCCUUGGCCGGCUAGAGUGACUGUCCCUCCUCCUCGACUUGCUGAUUUUGGCUAUUCUAGUGACAUGUAUGAGAAAGAAACGGAAAUUUGGCGACGAAGAGUGGAGAGUUAUUGGAACCUCUUGAGUCCAAAGAUUGAAUCAGAUACUCUGAGGAACGUGAUGGAUAUGAAAGCAAACUUAGGGUCUUUUGCAGCUGCCCUGAAGGACAAGGAUGUUUGGGUGAUGAAUGUUGUCCCUGAGGAUGGACCAAACACACUCAAGUUGAUAUACGACAGAGGCUUGAUCGGCUCUAUUCACAACUGGUGUGAAGCGUUUUCCACAUACCCCCGGACAUAUGAUUUACUUCAUGCUUGGACUGUUUUCUCCGAUAUUGAGAAAAAGGGCUGCAGUGGCGAGGAUCUUCUGCUUGAGAUGGAUCGCAUCCUAAGGCCUAGUGGUUUCAUUAUCAUCCGUGACAAACAAUCAGUAGUAGAUUUCCUAAAGAAGUAUUUGACAGCUUUACACUGGGAAGCAGUGGCAACUGCUGAUGCAAGUUCAGAUUCAGAGCAGGACGGGGAUGAAACUGUUUUUAUUAUCCAAAAGAAGUUGUGGCUGACAAGCGAAAGCCUGAGGGAUGCUGAAUAG